Messenger RNA from Ostreobium quekettii, 615 nucleotides. NCBI's taxonomy places the organism in Eukaryota, Viridiplantae, Chlorophyta, Ulvophyceae, Bryopsidales, Ostreobiaceae. The record is from the annotation of a GenBank genome assembly.
AUGGCUCCAACUCUCGAGCUCACCUACUUCGACACCAAGGGCCGCGCGGAGCCCAUCCGCCUGGCCCUCUACAUCGGCGGCAUCCAGUUCGAGGACAAGAGAGUGACAGGGGAGCAGUUCGCCUCGCUGAAGCCCUCCCUGCCCUACGGCCAGCUGCCCGUGCUGGAGGUGGACGGCGAGGUCAUCUCCCAGGGCCUGGCCCAGCUGCGCUACGCGGGCAAGCUGUCGGGGCUCUACCCCGAGGACCCCGUCGCCGCGCUGCGCGUUGACGAGGCCCUGGGCGCUGGCGAGGACAUGAGCGCCACGCUGUGGCCUUCCUUCGUCGAGAGUGACCAGGCCAAGAAGCUGGAGAUGCGCAAGGCGCUGGCGGAGGAGGCCUUGCCCAAGUGGUUUGGCGUGAUGGAGAAGCGGUACAGCGGCCGGCAUGGGGACUACUCCUGCGGGAAGGAGCUGACGGUGGCGGACUUGGCUUUGUAUUCGUUCGGCGCGUGGAUCAGGUCGGGAGCGCUGGACGGCAUCCCCGCCAACAGCCUGGACCCCUACCCCACGCUGUGCGGCAUCAUCGAGAAGGUCGGCGCGCACCCCAAGGUCAAGGAGUGGAACGACAAGCACUGA